Molecule: messenger RNA, 579 nt
Organism: Nicotiana tabacum (common tobacco)
Lineage: Eukaryota; Viridiplantae; Streptophyta; Magnoliopsida; Solanales; Solanaceae
Source: RefSeq, a predicted model, not a curated record
AUGGAGUAUCUCGGUAGAAGGCUCAACAAACUAAAGGAGGUGAAAAAGUUCAAGUUCCAUCCCAAGUGUGCAAAGUUAGGGAUUACCCACCUAAGCUACGCAGGUGAUCACUUGAUAUUUGCUAGGGGUGAUCUCAACUCUAUCUCUCAUAUUCAAGAAUGCUUCAACCACUUCUCUCAAGUAUCUGGCUUACAGACAAAUCUGAAGAAGAGUUCAAUGUAUUUUGGAGGAGUUCAAAAGAGUACCAGGGUAGAGAUUAUUCAAAAGUUGGGCUACACAAUUGGAGAGUUACCAUUUAAAUAUCUUGGUAUUCCUCUUGCUACCAAGAAUCUGUCCCUGAUACAAUGGUAUCCUCUAAUAGAAAAGAUAGUUGCAAGGAUUUUCUCAUGGACCGCCAAAAAGCUCUCAUAUGCUGGAAGAGUGCAGCUGUUCCAAACAGUCCUAUUUGGUAUUCAAUCCUAUUGGUCACAGUUGUUCAACUUACCAGUAAAAGUUAUGAAGAUGAUAAGGCCUACUGUAGAAGUUAUAUUUAGUCUGGAAUCAAUACCAUUACAAAAAGUCCCUGGUGGCUUGGAGUAG